Betta splendens (Siamese fighting fish) is the source of this 3080-nucleotide messenger RNA. RefSeq names its product Sec23 homolog A, coat complex II component (gene sec23a). The transcript has 20 exons. The record is from RefSeq and is a predicted model, not a curated record. Gene Ontology annotation, cellular component: COPII vesicle coat; endoplasmic reticulum exit site. NCBI's taxonomy places the organism in Eukaryota, Metazoa, Chordata, Actinopteri, Anabantiformes, Osphronemidae. Gene Ontology annotation, molecular function: zinc ion binding; GTPase activator activity. Gene Ontology annotation, biological process: intracellular protein transport; endoplasmic reticulum to Golgi vesicle-mediated transport; COPII-coated vesicle budding. The coding region runs from base 81 to 2417 and encodes 778 amino acids.
UGCUGAACUGGUCCACAGUGAAGCAGAGAGGGGAGGGUGAUGACUGGUCUGCAGUGGUGGAGCCUCUGGUGGUGCUGUGCAUGGAUCUAAGGGUGUGUCGACUCCCAUCUCCCUUCGUUGCCAUGGCGACAUUCCCGGAGUAUAUUGCCCAGAAUGAAGAGCGGGAUGGUGUCCGUUUCAGCUGGAACGUGUGGCCGUCCAGCCGCUUGGAAGCAACCCGGAUGGUAGUACCGGUGGCGGUGCUGUUCACCCCCUUGAAGGAGAGACCGGACCUGCCGCCAAUCCAGUAUGAACCAGUUCUCUGCAGCCGUGCAACCUGUCGCGCCGUUCUUAACCCGCUCUGCCAGGUGGACUACAGAGCCAAACUGUGGGCCUGUAACUUCUGCUACCAAAGAAACCAGUUUCCUCCUUCUUAUGCUGGGAUAUCUGAGGUGAACCAACCUGCUGAGCUGCUACCUCAGUUCUCCACCAUCGAGUAUGUGGUCCAGAGGGGUCCUCAGAUGCCGCUGGUCUUCCUGUAUGUGGUGGACACCUGUAUGGAGGAUGAGGACCUGCAGGCUCUAAAGGAAUCUCUGCAGAUGUCACUGUCUCUGCUCCCCCCCACUGCGCUGGUCGGACUUAUCACCUUUGGGCGUAUGGUCCAGGUCCACGAGCUUGGCUGUGAGGGGAUCUCCAAAAGCUACGUCUUCAGGGGAACCAAGGACCUAAAUGCCAAGCAGCUCCAGGAGAUGCUUGGACUGACUAAACCUGUAACCAAUCAGGGGCGAGGACCUCAGGCGGCUCAGCCACCGCUGUCCAACAGGUUCCUGCAACCGGUGCAGAAGAUUGACAUGAACCUGACCGACCUGCUGGGGGAGUUGCAGCGGGACCCCUGGCCGGUCACACAGGGCAAGAGGCCCCUUCGCUCGCUGGGCGUCGCCAUGUCCAUUGCUGUGGGCCUGCUGGAGUGCACCUUUCCAAACACAGGGGCACGCAUCAUGACGUUCAUCAGUGGCCCAGCCACACAGGGGCCUGGUAUGGUGGUAGGAGAUGAACUGAAGACCCCCAUCAGGUCCUGGCAUGACAUUGAGAAGGACAAUGCCAAGUUCAUGAAGAAAGCCACCAAGCACUACGAGUCUCUGGCUAACCGCGCGUCCACUAGCGGUCAUAUCAUCGACAUCUAUGCAUGUGCUCUGGAUCAGACGGGAAUGUUGGAGAUGAAGUGCUGUGCCAACCACACUGGAGGCUACAUGGUAAUGGCAGACUCCUUCAACACGUCCCUCUUUAAACAAACCUUCCAGAGAGUUUUCACCAAAGAUGUCCAGGGAUCCUUCAAAAUGGCUUUCGCUGCCACAGUGGAGGUCAAGACAUCUAGAGAGAUCAAAGUUUCUGGAGCUAUCGGCCCAUGUGUGUCUCUAAAUGCUAAAGGACCCUGUGUCUCAGAGAACGAGAUCGGGACAGGAGGAACAUGUCAGUGGAAGAUUUGUGGUUUUGAUCUGAGCACAACUUUGGCUUUCUAUUUUGAGGUUGUCAACCAGCACAAUGCUCCGAUUCCUCAGGGCGGCAGGGGAGCGAUCCAGUUUGUGACUCAGUACCAGCACUCGUCAGGACAGAGACGCAUCCGAGUCACCACCACUGCCAGAAAUUGGGCUGAUGCACAGACUCAAAUCCAGAACAUUGCAGCGUCCUUCGAUCAGGAGGCAGCAGCCAUUCUGAUGGCCAGGUUGGCUGUGUACCGGGCAGAGACGGAGGAAGGGCCCGAUGUCCUGCGGUGGCUGGACAGGCAGCUGAUCAGACUGUGUCAGAAGUUUGGAGAUUAUCACAAGGACGACCCGAACUCCUUCAGAUUCUCUGAGACCUUCUCCCUCUACCCUCAGUUCAUGUUCCACCUGCGGCGAUCUCCCUUCCUUCAGGUGUUUAACAACAGUCCAGAUGAGAGUUCCUACUACAGACAUCACUUCAACAGGCAGGACCUGACCCAGGCCCUCAUCAUGAUCCAGCCUGUGCUGUACGCCUACUCCUUCAAUGGCCCACCUGAGCCAGUUCUGUUGGACAGCAGCAGCAUCCUGCCGGACCGCAUCUUGCUGAUGGACACUUUCUUCCAGAUCCUCAUCUACCACGGGGAGACUGUUGCCCAAUGGAGGAAGGCUGGCUACCAGGACAUGUCCGAGUAUGAGAACUUCAAACACCUGCUGCAGGCCCCGGUAGACGAUGCUCAGGAAUUACUGCACACUCGCUUCCCUAUGCCGAGAUACAUCGACACAGAGCACGGAGGCAGCCAGGCUCGGUUCUUGCUUUCCAAGGUGAACCCCUCCCAGACCCACAACAACAUGUACACCUGGGGACAGGAGUCUGGAGCUCCCAUCCUGACGGACGACGUCAGUCUGCAGGUAUUCAUGGAUCACCUGAAGAAACUUGCUGUCUCCAGUGCUGCUUGAUGUCUCACGUCCCACCGUACCAUACUGUUUACUGGUUUGUUUUGCAUUUGCUGCCUGAUUUUCAUGACAUCAAGUCAGCCAACAAGCCAAUCUGUCACCUGUCAGCUCCAGGCAGUUGAUGGCGCUGCUGCUCCAAUAACAGAUCCACCUGUGAGGAAACGUUUUUGUUUGACCUGCCUCUGUCUCACGGAGCUGUUUAUCAGUAUUAUCAUUUAAUUUCAUCCACCUGAGGAAAAUAAAGGUAUCGAUUAGAACUUCCUGUUGUCACCUCACAAUAAAACCCUCUCUGAUUUCUCAUGGUAAAACUGCAGGGAGCGUGAACAAACACUACUUCAAAGGAGUGAGAGGUGACCUGAGAUUUGGCCGUUAAGGACUCUUUGACUCCAUAUAAUAUAAGCAGUCAGUGGACAACAGGAAUAUGAAUGGAUUCAUUAAUGAACGUCGGUGAAUAGAGACGUGUGGAUGGGUUUCUUGCUGUGGCCGGCUCCAUAGAAGACGUAGACGCAUCAGAUUCAAAGACAACUUCUUACACAGGCACGCUUCUGUUGAGCUGCUGACAUGAAAUCUCAGAGUUGGACUCAAUCGGGGUCGACAGCAGGAUUUUUUUUGCAGUGUGUCCAACACUAAAACAUCCUACUUUUAUUAAAACUCUGCUGCAGAGAA